AUGGAUGAAGUGACGGAGCUGGAGCUGGGGGGCAACUCCCUGCUGAAGGCCGUGUGGCUCGGGCGGCUGCGGCUGACCCGGCUGCUGCUUGAAGGGGGCGCUUACAUCAACGAGAGCAACGACAAGGGCGAGACGGCGCUGAUGGUGGCCUGCAUCACCACGCACGUGGACCAGCAGAGCAUCCACAAGGCCAAGAUGGUGAAGUACCUACUGGACAACAGAGCCGACCCCAACAUCCAGGACAAGUCUGGGAAAACCGCGCUCAUGCACGCCUGUAUCCGAGGGGCUGGGGGCGAGGUGGUGUCCCUGCUGCUGGACAGCGGGGCAGACCCCAGCCUGGAGGACCACUCGGGAGCCUCGGCGCUGGUCCACGCCAUCAAUGCCGAGGACAAGGCUGUGCUGCAGCGCCUCCUGAAUGCCUGCAGAGCCAAGGGGAAGGAGGUGAUCAUCAUCACCAUGGACACAUCAGCCUCCGGCACCAAGACCGCCAAGCAGUACCUGAACGUUGCCCCUGCUCUGGAGUUCAAGGAGAGGGCUCCCCCGGAGGAGGGCACAGCCCCCUCCAGUGCUCACCCGAAAACUCCCACCUCAGCACCUUCCCCUACCGAGAAGGAGAGCAGCAUUGUCACCCCACACCCUUCACACACCGGGGACACCGAGCCACCGUCCCCGGGCCGGAGAGCUGGCACUGCCCGCAGAGCCCAGCUGCCCCGGCUGAAGCGGCUGCGGUCAGAGCCGUGGGGUCUGGUGGCACCCUCGGUGCUGGCGGCCUCGAGUCACCGCGACGACACUCGUGUCUGCGCUGACAGUGAGCUCAUCACGGGCAUCGGCGACCUCUCCCUUUCCAAAAAACCCUCCCUCACCCGCAGCAGCAGCAGCAAGGGAAGGGACCCCGCUCUCUUUCCCCCGGUGGAUGAGCAGGCGCCGGGGCCACUGGCAUGGAAAGCCACGCACGAGAAGAGCCCAGGCACCCACCCGUGCCUGUCCCGAAGCGUCACGGUCCCGGAGGAGCCAGAGAGCACCAGCUCGGCCGCAGGGAUGGACACUCCGCACUGGUGGAGGCCAGGAACUGAGCACAGCGGAGACUCGCAGGCCACCGAGGCGGGCAAGGGGCCCUCAGAGAGGAGGAAGAUGAGCGGGUCCCACCUGGCCCUGCUGGAUGGCUCCUGUGGCUCUCCCUCGGGCAGCACCAGCACAUCGCCCAGCACCGCCCGGCGCCGGCCCCCCGGCUUGCUGGAGAGGCGAGGAUCCGGGACCCUGCUGCUGGACCACAUCUCCCACACAAGGCCGGGAUAUCUGCCCCCCUUGAACGUGAAUCCCAACCCCCCGAUUCCCGACAUUGGCUCCAGCAAAGCCCCCUCCCCCCUGGCUGCUGGGCUGAAGCCGCUGGUGCCCCUCACGCCCAGCUCGCCCAGGCGGGGUGAUCUGAGAGCUCACAGGAAGCUCCUCCGCAGACAUUCCAUGCAGGCAGAGCAGAUGCGGCACCUCUCCGACUUUGAGGAGGUCGUGGCGCAGUAG
Molecule: messenger RNA, 1518 nt
Organism: Sturnus vulgaris (Common starling)
Lineage: Eukaryota; Metazoa; Chordata; Aves; Passeriformes; Sturnidae
Gene: ANKRD34C
Product: ankyrin repeat domain 34C
Molecular function (GO): protein binding
Source: RefSeq, a predicted model, not a curated record